UUGCGCGAGGCGCGUCUUUGUGGCGCGGUUUCCGGGCGGCCCUUUUCCUGUGCAUGCGGCGCUGUGUCCCGAGUUGUAGACAGCAAUGGCCCCGCGCGUCUGGCGUCGACGGACCUUGGAGCGGUGUCUGAAGGAGGUUGAUAAAGCCACCGGCCAGCCAGAGUGCUUUCUCACGAUUCAAGAUGAAUUGGCAUCAAACUUCACUUCAUUAACAAAAGUACUUUAUGAUUUUAAUAAAAUAUUAGAGAAUGACAGGAUCCACGGAAGUCCGUUAAAAAAACUGGUGAUAGACAAUUUUGAUGAUGAGCAGAUUUGGCAACAACUAGAAUUGCAAAAUGAACCAAUUUUACAGUACUUCCAGAAUGCAGUUAGUAAAACCAUUAAAGACAAAGACAUCAGUCUUCUUCCAGAGAAUGAAGAGCAGGAGUGUGAAGAGGAUGGCUCAGAGGUGGAGUCUGAUGGCCAGGAGGCCCUCAUACAAGAUCUGGAGGAGGAGGAAGUGGCUGACCUGAGUGGUGAUGAUUCUAAAGUGGAUGAGAGAGCUAAAAACUUGAGCAAAGUUGAUCUGAGGAAAAGUCCAGUUUUCAGUGAUGAGGAUUCUGAUCUUGAUUUUGAUAUCAGCAAAUUGGAGCAACAGAGCAAGGUGCAAGACAAAGUGCCUAGGAAACCAAGAGAGAAGUCCAUAGUAGAUGAUAAAUUUUUCAAACUGUCUGAAAUGGAGACCUUUUUAGAAAACAUGGAAAAGGAAGAAGAACAAAAAGAUGAUGAGGAAGAGGAAGACAUUGAUUUUUUUGAAGACGUUGAUUCUGAUGAAGAUGAGGGAGAACUGCUUAGAAGUCAAAAACCUAAGUCAGGUAAAAGUUCCAGAAACUUGAAAUACAAAGACUUCUUUGAUCCAGUUGAAAGUGAUGAAGAACUAGCAAGUGUUCAUGAUGAUGAACUGGGUUCAAAUGAAGAUGAGGAAGAAAUUGCUGACGAAGAAGGAGAAGGGAGCAUUUCUGAAACUGAUGAAGAUAAUGACCUUGAAGAGAGUGAAGACAGUAAACAACAUAAAGAAACCUCGAAAAGAGUGACCUUUGCUUUGCCAGAUGAUGAGGAAAGUGAGGAUACAAAUAUCUUAAAUGUACAGAAAGAUUCUGAUGAAGUUAAAUCCUCUUUUGAAAAAAGACAGGAAAAGGUAAGAAUUGGGAAUUUAAGGAAAUUUUUAUAUGUUUACCAGAACUGUGCAACUCACAGAUAACUAAUCUACUCUUUUUCUUGGUGGAAUGCUUAC
Messenger RNA from Leptonychotes weddellii (Weddell seal), 1273 nucleotides. The record is from RefSeq and is a predicted model, not a curated record. Lineage: Eukaryota; Metazoa; Chordata; Mammalia; Carnivora; Phocidae.